Molecule: messenger RNA, 1152 nt
Organism: Paraglomus brasilianum
Lineage: Eukaryota; Fungi; Glomeromycota; Glomeromycetes; Paraglomerales; Paraglomeraceae
Source: the annotation of a GenBank genome assembly
AUGAUAAAAAAUUUCAUUGACAACCUAUUUCCUUUACGACGUUCUGAGCUCACUGCUAUCAAAAGGUCGAAAAUAAUAUCUUUAUGGAUUUGCUACAUAGGCGUAUUAAUCUAUUUUGGCUGGAAAGCAUAUAAGCUGAGCCAAAAUGAGAGAACUUUAAGCUAUAAAGAAGACGAUAGUAGCCCCAUUCCUGCCCCAAGAGCUACUUUUUUCUCUUCUUAUAACUUCACAAUCGACUGCCAGACGGUCUAUUAUGAUGAUUCGACUGGCGGUUGUAAUAAGUAUGUCACCAACACCUAUCCAUAUUUCGGUGGCUACUCGUUAAACUUCAGUGCACCUGCCUUAGAGUUUGAUAACCCUACCGAUAAUGCAAGUGCCUUAUUAGGCAUUCAAUUGGCGGUUUAUAUAACGGAUCCAACGUUUCCUGGCGGCGAUGCUGCCGUGGAAGCGUUUUUUGCUGAUAAAGAUACGGAGUCUGAUUUGGCAUCAGCGUCCAAAACGCCACGCAUAAAAGGAGUUUCUGGUUAUGAGUCUACGGUAGCGCUUGCUAACUCCUACUAUAUCGCUAACAACCAGACGUACGCCCUCUUUUACUCACGCAGAAUAUUAAGUCCCCUUCACCAAAAUGCUAAAAACGUGCUGUCUGGAAACGGUGAUCAUAAACCUAUAACAAUGAUAAGCAGCAUACUCAUAUCGUACCCCAACCUCGUUGUCGGAAGUUACGCGGCUGUACUUAUGAGACCCAAUUCUUAUAUAGUCGUAACGGAAACCGAAAACUCCGAUUUGACGGUGACUGAUCUCAUCAGUGCUGUGGGUGGUAUUUACACUGCUGCAAUGACAAUUUAUAUGUUCUUAUUCGGCGCCGACGUAAUAGGUCCAUGGGGUUUGAUUCAAAAUCUGCCGUGCGUCCGCCGCAAAGUUAGGUCAACCCUCCACAAAAGUCUAAGUCCAAAUAUUCCGUUCUCAGGUCCUAUAUUAUCAGAUGACCUUUCGGUCGACCAGAAAUUGAAAGCGAUAGAAAAAAGACAUCUUGCAUUGGAGUUCUUUUUACAGGAUUACGUUGUAAGCGUAGAAAACGUCGUAAAUGAUGACACUCACAAGGGGGAUAUCGAGGCGCCUACUGAGAAGGAUAUUGAAACAUCUGAGGAUUGA